Molecule: messenger RNA, 1134 nt
Organism: Vigna radiata var. radiata (mung bean)
Lineage: Eukaryota; Viridiplantae; Streptophyta; Magnoliopsida; Fabales; Fabaceae
Exons: 1
Coding region: 1-1134 (377 amino acids)
Molecular function (GO): nucleic acid binding; RNA-DNA hybrid ribonuclease activity
Source: RefSeq, a predicted model, not a curated record
AUGAACCGACCCUCCUCUGGCGAGGACCUCCAGGUUUACCUGGGAAUCUCCGAGACCUCGGUCAGUGUAGUCUUGCUGCAAGAAAAACCCACUCCCAAACUUAUUUACUUUGUCAACCGGACGCUGACCGACGUCGAGACCAGGUAUCAACAAGUGGAGAAGGUGGCCCUAGCCCUCCUUCAUGCUUCUCGGAGGUUACGCCCAUAUUUCCAAAGCCACCAAGUGGUCGUGCGUACCGCACAUCCGGUGUCGAAAAUUCUCAGGAAAGCUGACCUGGUCGGGAGGAUGGUUGGGUGGGCAGUAGAAUUAUCUGAAUUCGGCAUCAAAUACGCGCCGAGAGGUUCUGUUAAAGGGCAACACUUGGCCGACUUUGCGGCUGAAAUACCAUUGACCGGCCUCGAAGAGUGGGUGUUAUACGUUGACGGGGCGUUGGGCCGAACGGUUAGCGGAGCAGGGGUCGUUCUGGAAGGUCCAAACGGAUUCCUGAUGGAACACUUGUUAAUCUUCAAGUUCAAAACCUCACAUAACCAGGCGGAGUACGAAGCCUUGUUGGCUGGUUUACAAUUGGCCAGGGAUAUGGGGGCCCGCAAAGUGAUAUGCCGGACCGACUCGCAGCUAGUUGUCGGCCAAAUGAACGGCGAUUUCCAGGUACGGGAAGAUCACCUCCUAAGGUACUAUCACCAGGCCUAUUCUUUGGUGAAGGACUUUGAGGAUGUGAAAAUUCAGCAUAUCCCCCGGGAACAGAACGCCCGGGCAGACCUACUGUCCAAACUCAGUACUGGAAAGGAGAAGGGGCAGUUAACGACCAUCAUCCGACAGGUCCUUCUGCAACCCUCGGUCGAGUGUUUAACCAUCACAACGGACGACACUGCCGACUGGAGGGCCGAGAUUCGAGAGUUAAUCCGUAAGCAAGAUAGCGGCGAGAGUUUAUGUCCGGCGGACUCCAAGAGAGUUGCCCGAUUCAUGAUAAUCGGUAACGACCUAUGCCGUCGGGGUUUCUCGUCCCCCCUACUCAAAUGCUUGGCGGAAGAUGAGGCACAAUACGUGAUGAAUGAAUUACACCUCGGAGUAUGUGGCUUUCACACGGGAGGACGAGCACUCAAGGCCAAAAUAUUACGGGCAGGAUAUUACUAG